Messenger RNA from Symbiodinium necroappetens, 458 nucleotides. The record is from the annotation of a GenBank genome assembly. NCBI's taxonomy places the organism in Eukaryota, Dinophyceae, Suessiales, Symbiodiniaceae.
AUGCGACUUGCAUCGCGAACUUCGACGCACAGACAUCACAGCGAGCCGGCGCUGGUGCAAAGCAGGAUCCAGCAGGUGCUCUCUAGAAUUACUUUGCUGCACAGCCCCUUCAAACACUUUCAGGUGCCCUUUCUAGACGGUAACCACAUACUCCGACGUGUGGCCGAACCCGGCGCAGAACAAUGUGACAUGGUGGUCUACGAUGAAAGCCACCACGUCUUCUCUCUUCCGCCUGAAGAAAUGAGCUCGACGCUCCUCCCAAGCCUGUCGCCAAAGCGCCGACUGCUCUUGUCAGAUGAGUCACAGUCGGCUUCGGUAAGCCAGACCUACCCCGACAUGGCCAGGGUGAAACUUUCCGAGGUGGUCCGCAGCACUAAGCGCAUUGUAGCAGGUGCAGCCACGUUUCAGCUGAACACGCAGGGAGAAGAUGACGCGAGUUCUUUGGGCUCCGACGGACC